AUGGGCGGGAUGAGUGCAUGGGCGGGGAUGAGUGCAUGGGCGGGGAUGAGUGCAUGGGCGGGGAUGAGUGCAUGGGCGGGGAUGGUUGCAUGGGCGGUGGAUGGUUGCAUGGGCGGGGAUGGUUGCAUGGGCGGGGAUGUAGUGCAUGGGCGGGGGAUGGUGCAUGGGCGGGAUGAGUGCAUGGGCGGGGAUGUUGCAUGGGCGGGGAUGAGUGCAUGGGCGGGGAUGAGUGCAUGGGCGGGGAUGAGUGCAUGGGCGGGGAUGAGUGCAUGGGCGGGGAUGAGUGCAUGGGCGGGGAUGAGUGCAUGGGCGGGAUGGUUGCAUGGGCGGGGAUGGUUGCAUGGGCGGGAUGAGUGCAUGGACGCGGGGAUGAGUGCAUGGGCGGGGAUGAGUGCAUGGGCGGGGAUGAGUUGCAUGGGCGGGGAUGGUUGCAUGGGCGGGGAUGGUUGCAUGGGCGGGGAUGAGUGCAUGGGCGGGGAUGUGCAUGGCGGGGAUGAGUGCAUGGGCGGGGAUGAGUGCAUGGGCGGGGAUGAGUGCAUGGGCGGGGAUGAGUGCAUGGGCGGGGAUGAGUGCAUGGGCGGGGAUGAGUGCAUGGGCGGGGAUGAGUGCAUGGGCGGGGAUGGUUGCAUGGGCGGGGAUGGUUGCAUGGGCGGGGAUGGUUGCAUGGGCGGGGAUGAGUGCAUGGGCGGGGAUGAGUGCAUGGGCGGGGAUGAGUGCAUGGGCGGGGAUGGUUGCAUGGGCGGGGAUGGUUGCAUGGGCGGGGAUGGUUGCAUGGGCGGGGAUGAGUGCAUGGGCGGGGAUGAGUGCAUGGGCGGGGAUGAGUGCAUGGGCGGGGAUGGUUGCAUGGGCGGGGAUGAGUGCAUGGGCGGGGAUGGUUGCAUGGGCGGGGAUGAGUGCAUGGGCGGGGAUGGUUGCAUGGGCGGGGAUGAGUGCAUGGGCUGGGAUGAGUGCAUGGGCGGGGAUGAGUGCAUGGGCGGGGAUGAGUGCAUGGGCGGGGAUGGUUGCAUGGGCGGGGAUGAGUGCAUGGGCGGGGAUGAGUGCAUGGGCGGGGAUGAGUGCAUGGGCGGGGAUGAGUGCAUGGGCGGGGAUGAGUGCAUGGGCGGGGAUGAGUGCAUGGGCGGGGAUGAGUGCAUGGGCGGGGAUGAGUGCAUGGGCGGGGAUGAGUGCAUGGGCGGGGAUGGUUGCAUGGGCGGGGAUGGUUGCAUGGGCGGGGAUGGUUGCAUGGGCGGGGAUGAGUGCAUGGGCGGGGAUGGUUGCAUGGGCGGGGAUGGUUGCAUGGGCGGGGAUGAGUGCAUGGGCGGGAUGAGUGCAUGGGCGGGGAUGAGUGCAUGGGCGGGGAUGAUGCAUGGCGGGGAUGAGUGCAUGGGCGGGGAUGGUUGCAUGGGCGGGGAUGGUUGCAUGGGCGGGGAUGAGUGCAUGGGCGGGGAUGAGUGCAUGGGCGGGGAUGGUUGCAUGGGCGGGGAUGAGUGCAUGGGCGGGGAUGAGUGCAUGGGCGGGGAUGAGUGCAUGGGCGGGGAUGAGUGCAUGGGCGGGGAUGAGUGCAUGGGCGGGGAUGGUUGCAUGGGCGGGGAUGAGUGCAUGGGCGGGGAUGGUUGCAUGGGCGGGGAUGAGUGCAUGGGCGGGGAUGGUUGCAUGGGCGGGGAUGGUUGCAUGGGCGGGGAUGAGUGCAUGGGCGGGGAUGAGUGCAUGGGCGGGGAUGGUUGCAUGGGCGGGGAUGAGUGCAUGGGCGGGGAUGAGUGCAUGGGCGGGGAUGAGUGCAUGGGCGGGGAUGAGUGCAUGGGCGGGGAUGAGUGCAUGGGCGGGGAUGGUUGCAUGGGCGGGGAUGGUUGCAUGGGCGGGGAUGAGUGCAUGGGCGGGGAUGAGUGCAUGGGCGGGGAUGGUUGCAUGGGCGGGGAUGGUUGCAUGGGCGGGGAUGGUUGCAUGGGCGGGGAUGAGUGCAUGGGCGGGGAUGAGUGCAUGGGCGGGGAUGAGUGCAUGGGCGGGGAUGGUUGCAUGGGCGGGGAUGAGUUGCAUGGGCGGGGGAUGGUUGCAUGGGCGGGGAUGAGUGCAUGGGCGGGGAUGGUUUGCAUGGGCGGGGAUGGUUGCCAUGGGCGGGGAUGA
Messenger RNA from Closterium sp. Naga37s-1, 2100 nucleotides. The record is from the annotation of a GenBank genome assembly. NCBI's taxonomy places the organism in Eukaryota, Viridiplantae, Streptophyta, Zygnematophyceae, Desmidiales, Closteriaceae.